GUUGUAAAGAAAUCAGGAAAGAAACAAAGCAGCACAGCUACAAAAGAGGAUGAUGAUGAAGUUCCAAAGAGUAAGAAAUUGUGUUUGCCAAAAAAAUCUGGUGAUGUCAACAAAAACAAUGCAGCCAUGAAAAAGAAUACUCAGAAAAUGAAGACUUCAUCAGACAAGCUGAAAAACUUUGAAUAUGAAGAAAGUGACAACUCAAAACAGAAGAGGGAAAUAUUUAAACCUAGAAAUAAACUACCAAACAUCGUUUUUGAUGAUGAUGUUGAAAAUAUGGACCAGGGAUCUAAUGACAGUGAUGGGGAUGCUGUACUAGCACACAUGAGUGGCCCAUCUUCUGUGGAGUCUUCAGUAGUAUCAUCAUACUCAUCAUUUCACAAUUACAGAGCGUCUGCAUCUGCUAGUCAAAGUCUCACAGCUAUAGGCAAGAAGCCUGGAAAGUAUACACCAUUAGAGCAGCAGUAUGUGGACAUCAAAGCUCAGAAUCCUGAUGUUGUUCUAUUUGUUGAGUGUGGUUACAAGUACAGAUUCUUUGGUGAAGACGCUGAGAUUGCUGCCAGAAUUCUAAAGAUUUACUGCCGCAUGGACCAUAACUUUAUGACAGCAAGUAUUCCAGUUCAUCGCCUCUUUGUACACGUUCGGAGAAUUGUUGCAGCCGGAUACAAGGUGGGCAUAGUUAAACAGAUGGAAACUGCGCACCUCAAAGCAGCAGCAGGCAACAAGUCGGCCCCCUUCACUCGUCAGUUGACAGCACUUUAUACUAAAUCCACUCUUAUAGGGGAAGAUAUCCUUUAUCCUUUGUGUGAUGCCGAGGCUGACUGUGAGACAACAUCCUGGCAGUCCAACCACUACCUCAUGUGUCUGUGUGAGCAGCAAGCAAGUUCAGGCACCUCAUGUCAUAUAGGUUUUGUGUGUGUAGAUGUGUCUACGGGAGAAGUCAUAUAUGAUGAAUUCACGGAUGGCACAACAUAUUCAGAAUUAGAUACCUGUGUUGCUCACCUGCAGCCUGUCGAAAUGUUGAUAUCUUCAGACGCCUCACAGAAACUGAAAGAUAUCAUCAUGGGAAUUACUGCAUUAAGUGAAAAACAAGAUGAUAGGAUUCGACUAGAAAUAAUUGACAGUGAUGUUUUCAAUCCUACCAAAGCAGUUUCAUUAAUAUCACAGUUUUACAGUAGUGAUCAGUCAAAGCUGCAGGAAGCUCUAAACCUUCCCAAGCUUGUAAUCAACUGUUUGGCUGCUCUCUUAGAGUACCUGAAGAGCUUUCACCUGGAGCGGGUUCUCUCAGUUACCAGCAACUUGUGUCAGUUCUCCCGAAGAUCUAAACACAUGUUCUUAAACAGCAGGAGCCUUCACAGCCUUGAAGUGUUCUCCAACUCGUGUGAUGGGACAGAAAAGGGUUCCUUAUUCUGGGUUCUCAACCAUACCUGCACCAGAUUUGGGGCUCGGCUGCUACGCAAAUGGCUUACCCAGCCACUGCUUGCUGUUGAGGAAAUCCAGGCUCGUCUGGACGCUGUCCAGGAGCUAGUUGAUGGCAGUUUUCACGGCCUCACAGGAAUCCAGCAAACCAUGGCCAAACUUCCUGACUUGGAGAGAGGAUUGUGUUCUAUAUUUCAUAAAAAGUGUUCUGUGAUUGAGUUUUGCAGUGUGCUGAAAGCAUUAGAGAAAGUGAGGAAAGAACUUUGUAGCCUACAUGUGCCUGCAAAAUCAUCUUUGUUGCAGUCCUUACUGUGCAACAUACCAGAAUAUCUGGAGGAUGUAUCAGAGUUUUCUUCACAGAUAAACGAAAAAGCUGCCAAGGAAAAUGACAAGUCCAAUUUAUUUGAGGAUGACAGCAAGUUUCCAGUGAUAGGGAACAGAAAAGAUGAGAUAAGCAAAUUGGAAAAACUCAUCCAAGAACACCUCAGAGAGAUUCGGCUGACCUUGAAACAACCAUCCUUGAAGUAUGUCACAGUCAAUCAGAUAGAGUUUCUUGCUGAGGUGAAAAACAGCCAGACUGACCUAGUUCCAUCAAACUGGACACUGAUAAGCAGCACAAAGGUGGUAUCCAGAUAUCAUACUCCUUACGUGGUUGAGCACUACCGGAAGCUGAAUGAACUCAGAGAGCAAUUAAUUCUGGAUGUUAAUGUUUGCUGGCAAGAGUUUCUCGAGCAGUUCUCAUCUCAAUUUACAAGAUACCAAAGGGCAGUAACUGCUUUAGCAAGUUUAGACUGCCUUAUGUCCCUGGCUACCACAGCACGUCAAGGCUCUUUCUGCAGACCACAUGUAGAUGGUGAAAGAGCUUGUAUAGAGAUAAAACAGGGAAGGCACCCUGUAAUUGAGGCCCUGAGUCAUGGACAGGAACAGUUCGUACCCAACGACACACAUCUUGAUGCAGACAGCCAGAGAGUGAUGGUUGUAUCAGGGCCAAACAUGGGAGGCAAAAGCUCUUACAUCCGUCAAGUUGCAUUGAUAAGCAUCAUGGCCCAGAUCGGCUCAUAUGUGCCAGCAGAGUCAGCUUCUCUGGGGGUUGUGGAUGCUAUUUACACAAGGAUGGGAGCUUCUGAUGAGAUAUUUAAAGGACGCAGCACCUUCAUGGUGGAGCUGCAGGAAGCAUCAGAAAUCAUGGCCGAAGCUACGGACAAGUCUCUGGUGAUCCUUGAUGAGCUUGGGCGUGGAACAAGUACCUACGAUGGUGUGGCCAUUGCUCAUGCCACUCUGGAAUAUUUCAUCCAGAAUUACAGAUGUUUGGUUCUGUUUGUGACUCAUUUCCCUAUGAUGUCUGAAUUCCAACUUGCUUAUCCUGAUCAAGUUAAAAACUUUCACAUGGCUUUUCUGCUCCAUGAUAAAGAUAAACUCAGUGGAGUGGAACCUGUCACCUUCUUGUACCAGCUCAGUGAAGGAGCUGCAGCAGACAGCUACGGACUGAAUGUGGCCAGGCUGGCAGAGAUUCCAGACAGCAUCUUGAGGACGGCAGCCCAAAAAUCUCGGGAACUAGCAAGGAAACUUGCUAAAAAAGUCUGGACCCAGCAGACAUUUGUCAAGUUGUUCAAAGCAACAGAAAAAGACAUCAUAGAAGCCCUGAGAGAAUGUGCACAGCCAGAUGAACUUUUGUAA
Messenger RNA from Candidula unifasciata, 3096 nucleotides. Lineage: Eukaryota; Metazoa; Mollusca; Gastropoda; Stylommatophora; Geomitridae. The record is from the annotation of a GenBank genome assembly.